UAACCAAAAUUUAAUUAGCAAAAUACCAUCUUUAUUAUUAAUUUAUAUAGAGAAAGAGCUCUCUCUCUCAUCUCAUCACACUAUAUGUCCAAGAUGUAUUCCCAUGCAGCUGCCAAUAAUUUAUCCAUGGCCAUUUCCACAAUGCUCCUACUUGGGCUGCUGCUUAUGUCAACUUUAGACACAACAGCUGCCCAAAUUGGAGUUUGCUACGGACUGUUGGGCAACAACUUGCCACCUCCACAAGAAGUUGUGAAUCUCUACAGACAGAACAACAUCCGAAGAAUGAGACUGUACGGUCAGAACGACGCCGUUUCUCAAGCUCUGAGAGGGACCAACAUUGAGCUCAUGCUGGGUGUACCGAAUAAUGCACUCGAAGGUAUUGCCAACAGCCAAUCGACAGCUGACAGGUGGAUCCAAAACAACGUCAGAAACUACAACGACGUAAAGUUCAAGUACAUCGCCGUGGGAAACGAAAUCAACCCCUCCGAUAGAGCUGCACAGUUUCUCGUUCCGGCCAUGGAAAGGAUCCAAAACGCCAUCAACUCCGCUGGGCUUGGGAAUCGGAUCAAGGUCUCGACCUCGGUCCACACUGGAAUCCUUGCCGACUCUUUCCCACCUUCUAAAGGUUCUUUUAGGUCCGACUUUAGGCCUAUAAUGAACCCUGUAAUCCGGUUCUUGGUGAGCAACAGAUCUCCAUUGUUGCUCAACUUGUACCCUUACUUUAGUUACAUUGGUAACACCAAGGACAUUUCUCUUGACUAUGCUCUGUUCAGAUCCCAGUCGGUUGUGGUGAGAGACGGCCAAAAUGAGUACCGAAAUCUUUUUGAUGCGAUCUUGGAUGCUGUGUAUGCAGCUCUGGAGAAGUCCGGCGGAGGGUCUUUGGAGAUUGUCAUUUCGGAGACUGGUUGGCCUUCGGCUGGGGGAACAGCGACGUCGUUUGAGAACGCCAGGAUUUAUAAUGGAAACUUGAUUCAACAUGUGAAGGGAGGGACUCCGAAGAGACCAGGGAAGCCUAUUGAGACUUAUUUGUUUGCCAUGUUCAAUGAGAAUCAGAAGACCCCUGAAUAUGAGAAGCAUUGGGGACUUUUCUUCCCCAACAAACAGCCCAAAUACAAUAUUAAUUUGAAUUAAUAAGUGUAGUGAGGAUUAUUGUGUUAAGUACGUACUUGAUGUGUGUGUGUAAUAAGGACCAAGUUCAUGAUUUGUUUCUUUAUAUGAUCCUAUUUACAUGUAAUAAUAAUAUAAAAGUUCACGUGAGAAGUCAGCAUGGAAAAAACAAUGUUGGCUAACUCCGAUAAAUAAAGGGAAAUUUGAGUUUUAUGCUU
Molecule: messenger RNA, 1325 nt
Organism: Humulus lupulus (European hop)
Lineage: Eukaryota; Viridiplantae; Streptophyta; Magnoliopsida; Rosales; Cannabaceae
Product: glucan endo-1,3-beta-glucosidase, basic isoform-like
Exons: 2
Coding region: 85-1131 (348 amino acids)
Biological process (GO): carbohydrate metabolic process
Cellular component (GO): plasma membrane; cell wall
Molecular function (GO): hydrolase activity, hydrolyzing O-glycosyl compounds
Source: RefSeq, a predicted model, not a curated record